UUAUAGUUUCACCAUCAAAUCAAUCCCUUAACGACGACGUUUACUCAAAAGUUCCCAUUUCCCAAACAGCCCUCCUCUUCCCUCCCCACUCCACCUGUAUCACUAGAUCUCACCCUCCUCCCCUCUCGUAGAUCCCAAACUCCCGACGACCCAAACACUCAAAAAAAUGUCGCACUCCGAACGCGACACCGUUCCGCUCCACCCUUCCUCCCAAUCGGACAUCGACGAGAUCGAAAACCUAAUCAACGCCAGCGUCCAAUCGGGCCCCACCACCGUGCUUCCCGCCAAACCCCCAAGUCCGACCCGAGCCUCGAUCCCCGUCUCAUCCUCGCCGUUCAUCCAAUCAAACCUCCCGCCGCCAGCUCCCUCUGCCUCCUCCAAACAGAAGCCGCCAUCUGUCCCGGCCCCACCGCCCAUUCCCUCCGCCAACAACGGCCCGGGUAUCGUGCCUUCCGGGUUCGGGUCCCCGCCCAACACGCUGACGGAGCCCGUUUGGGACACCGUGAAGCGCGACUUGUCGAGAAUUGUGAGCAAUUUGAAGCUUGUGGUGUUCCCCAACCCGUAUCGUGAGGACCCGGGAAAGGCUCUGAGGGAUUGGGAUCUCUGGGGACCUUUCUUCUUCAUUGUGUUUUGCGUAAUGGAAUGACGAAUGGGAUUGUUUAUUGAACAGUCUGAGGUUUUUGCUGUUGCUUUUGCUGUGCUUGCUGCUGGUGCUGUAAUUUUGACCUUGAAUGUGCUCCUACUGGGUGGACACAUCAUAUUCUUCCAGAGCCUCAGUCUUCUGGGUUAUUGCUUAUUCCCUCUUGACAUUGGAGCUUUAAUCUGUAUGGUAAAGGACAAUGUGAUAUUGAAGGUGGUUGUGGUCAGCGUAACAUUGGCUUGGAGUUCUUGGGCUGCAUAUCCUUUCAUGAGCUCAGCAGUCAACCCCAGGAGAAAAGCCCUCGCACUUUACCCUGUUUUCCUACUGUAUGUAUCUGUUGGUUUUCUCAUUAUUGCCAUCGAUUAGCACAUCAAAACUAAGCAUGCUGUUAAAUAGGAUUUUUGUUGGGUGCUCCAUAUUCUGACUUCUUGUUUGGGAUUCUGGAGCUCCGUUUGUCUGCCUAUAUCAAAUUUGUUGUAUGAAACUUCUUACAUGAUUUUAAUGCUAUAACGACUCAUACUUUUUGCCA
This is a messenger RNA of Prunus mume (Japanese apricot), 1169 nucleotides long. NCBI's taxonomy places the organism in Eukaryota, Viridiplantae, Streptophyta, Magnoliopsida, Rosales, Rosaceae. The record is from RefSeq and is a predicted model, not a curated record.